GAUCUGUCAUGGCGCCGCCCUUAAACAGGCAUUGUACGAUCGAAUAUCGAUGUUUUGUGCUGAACUAACCGAUGCGUCUCCGUGUCGCUAUGUCGAAAUGCUUUGAUUUUCAACCGAGCCAUUGGACUGGAACAUGCAAGCAACUUGUCGAGGGCUGGACAUCUACUGAUAAUUUCCACUAAAUUGUGCAUGUAGCAAGGAUGAAGGGAUGAAGUAUGAUGAUAAAUAUCUUCAUUAAACAUUUAUACUGGCUUAAUUUUCCAAGAUGUCCUCCUUAGCCAAUGGUUGUUACUGUGGACUUGAUGUGGCCGAGGCCAGCAUGAUGCUCUGUGACAGAUGCAAGAAAUUCUUCCAUCUUGGUUGUCUGAAGUCAGGAAGGCCGUCUCCUCUGGAGGGGGACAUCCUCUACCAGUUUGUUUGUGAGCAAUGCUCAGAGAGUGGUGAAGAGGAGUUUGAGAGGCUCAAAUUGCAAUGGCUUCAAGUUGUUAUGCUGAGCUUGUACAACCUUCAGCUAUCAGGCAUGGGAAAAUAUGGCUACUUCCGUUGGAAAGAACACAUCUGCGCCUUCAUUGACAAACACUGGACAACCUUCUUCGGCUUCUCGAGAAAGAAGACGUCGUUGUGGUAUGGUACAGUGGCAGGGACCCUGUCGUCAGGGUGCCCCGCAUACUUCCUGUCUGGGGCACAGGAGCUCAAUGAACCAGGAUGGUGGAGACUCGCUGAGAUGAAGCCACCUGCCCUUAAAUUAGAUCCGCCAAGCCGUCUGACGAGAAGAUACAAAAUAGAGAUGAAGGAACAGCCUGUUAAAGUGGAAAGUUUACGAAGUCGACGGGGAAAAACCUCCAUUGAAGCGGCUAUGGAGUUGAAAGCAAAGAGGUCAACGUUAACUGAAGCAAAAGAUUUGAGAAAAUCUCGCAUAAGCCGGAACAAUCGCACAUCAGAGUCUAGUGUUGGAAGUGAAGAAAGGGGUGUGUCCGUUGACAGCCCGUCAUCAACUCCUGGGAUCAAAGGUCAAACUGAGAUAGACACAGAGAGGAAUUUUAGUGAAGUGCCAGCUACAGGGAAUCUUGGUCAGCAAGUUACCAUCAAGACAGAAGUCUUAGAGUCGAUGGAGAUGGACUCACCCUGUCAACUCACCAGCCCUACUCCCAGCUCGCACCACAUUGCAGGGAAAGCUGAGCUUGAGGAAGACACAAGCAGUCAGUUUUCUCACUCUAGUAGCAAGACGGAUGCCUACCUGACAGAGAGAGAUUUGUGGGCUGUGGGGACAGUGCCUCAGUUUCUGCUGAAAGAUGAUGAAGAAGAGGAGAGUGACAGUGACCUGGAGAUUGACCCUGGUACAUUUUCCCCUCCUCGGGACUCUCCAAUUCCGAUGUCACAUUCUCCAUCUCUGCAUGAUAUCCUUUCAUCUAUUGAUGAUUCGUCAAGCCUCACUCUGAAGACAGAUGCAUCGGAUGUGACCAAGUAUCUAGAUCAGGCCCAAGUGAAGGAGGAGGAUGCAGAAUCUGUAGUGAGCUCCAGCAGCGAGGACAGUAGAGGGGUAGGGUGUGAUGCCAGCGGGGAAAGCCGAUGUAUGGGGGAUGAUAUCAGCAGAGAGAGUAGAGCAGCAGACACGGACACUUCAGCCGGGAAACUUUCAACAACUACGGGAAUGAAGGAGGGCAACCAGCCUGAGAAAAUUCCCGAAAUCAGGUACAUAGCCAUGAGUCAUUAUGAGGAGAAACACCUGCUACAACGUCUCCAGCAGGCCUCUGAUAUCUGUAUACUAGAACCACACCUGGCCAGACUGAAGAGGAAGCUGAUUGUUAGACAGUUACAGCGUGAACACGGCCAGCCAGUAUUUAAUCUUGAUGCCGAGGUCAGGAAAUACCUAGGUCAACCCGGUCCACAGGACGGCAACAUCCGGACAAGUCAUCCACUAAACCCAGACGGUUUGCCCAUGUCCCGAUCCUCUCUCUCAGAUCGCAGAGUCCUGGACAGGUUCCAGGUUCCUCACUCAGAGCGAAGGAUCAUAACUUCUGGGCCAUCCUCAUUCCGCACCCGAUUGGUUGGCAGGGAAGACAAUCAGCUUCAGCCAAUCACCAGUCCUUACACCACUCGGACUUUGAAACCUUUUAUCAGACGAGAUUAUGAAACAAAACCUCUAAAACUGAGACUCUUAGAAGAGAUUAAGACUUACCCACACAGGGGCGACAAGGCAUGGAUAAGGCCGCCCUCCUUCCCGAUAGACUACUGUUAUGUACGUCCUCAGCACAUCCCUUCAGUGAAUCACCUCUGUGCUCAGUUCUUCUGGCCAGGAAUUGACUUGUCCGAGUGUUUACAGUAUCCAGACUUCAGCUGUGUAGUUCUCUACAGGAAAUUGGUGAUUGGGUUUGCCUUCAUGGUACCUGACACGAAAUACGACGAAGCCUAUAUCUCGUUUAUCUUUACGCAUCCAGAAUGGAGAGAGGCAGGCAUUGCUACUUUUAUGUUAUACCAUCUCAUCCAGACAUGCAUGGGGAAGGAUGUAACGCUGCAUGUGUCUGCCACAAACCCAGCUAUGCUCCUCUAUCAGAAGUUUGGGUUUAAACCUGAAGAGUUUAUUCUGGAUUUCUAUGACAAAUAUUACCCUGUGGACUCGGCUGUUUGUAAACAUGCCUUCAUGCUACGCUUGAGGAGAUAGCACUAGUGGGUCAUAUGUUAUCCCAUGGCAGUGAACAUGUGCUCUUAUUACCAGUACAUCUGUGAACGAAGCAGUCUG
Messenger RNA from Liolophura sinensis, 2740 nucleotides. RefSeq names its product cysteine-rich protein 2-binding protein-like. The coding region runs from base 266 to 2662 and encodes 798 amino acids. The record is from RefSeq and is a predicted model, not a curated record. Gene Ontology annotation, molecular function: histone acetyltransferase activity. Lineage: Eukaryota; Metazoa; Mollusca; Polyplacophora; Chitonida; Chitonidae. The transcript has 20 exons.